Messenger RNA from Callithrix jacchus (white-tufted-ear marmoset), 7585 nucleotides. It is a transcript of the gene NUP43, whose product is annotated as nucleoporin 43. The record is from RefSeq and is a predicted model, not a curated record. Gene Ontology annotation, molecular function: protein binding. Gene Ontology annotation, cellular component: nuclear pore outer ring. Lineage: Eukaryota; Metazoa; Chordata; Mammalia; Primates; Cebidae.
GAGCAAGUCCUACUGCUCAAAGGCCAAAGCGCUCUUGCCUUUGUUCAGAGCCGCUUUGUGAGAUGGGCCUCUCUGGCUAAGUUCUCCCAGUAUGCAGUACUGACUAGUCCCACACUGGCCACCGACAAGAAUUGACUCUCUGCAGCCACCGUCUCGUUCCUAUAGUCCCAUCCAAUCAGAGCUCCGCGGGAAGAGGCGGGGCUGAGAGGCGCGCAUUGUGCUUGCUUCUUGCAGUAGUUGCUGCGAUUGCUUUCCGCAUGGAGGAAAUUUAUGCGAAGUUUGUGUCUCAGAAAAUCAGCAAAACCCGCUGGCGACCGCUGCCUCCGGGAAGUUUGCAGACCGCGGAAACGUUCGCUACGGGAUCUUGGGACAAUGAGGAAAAUUAUGUUUCACUGUGGUCUAUUGGAGAUUUUGAAAACUUGGACUCUGAUGGAGGGUUUGAAGGAGACCAUCAGUUAUUGUGUGAUAUCAGACACCAUGGUGAUAUAAUGGAUUUACAGUUUUUUGACCAGGAAAGAAUUGUCACUGCUUCAUCAACGGGAUGUGUAACAGUUUUCCUUCACCAUCCAAAUAACCAGACUCUGUCAGUCAACCAGCAAUGGACUACAGCUCACUACCACACAGGCCCCAGCAGUCCUUCCUAUAGCAGUGCACCAUGUACAGGUAUUGUGUGUAACAACCCAGAAAUUGUUACAGUUGGAGAGGAUGGUCGAAUAAAUCUCUUCAGAGCUGAUCACAAGGAAGCUGUAAGAACCAUAGACAAUGCAGAUAGUAGUACACUCCAUGCUGUAACCUUUCUUCGAACUCCUGAGAUUCUUACUGUGAAUUCAAUUGGACAGUUGAAAAUAUGGGAUUUCAGACAACAAGGAAAUGAGCCUUCUCAGAUAUUGUCACUAACUGGUGACCGAGUGCCACUCCACUGCGUUGAUAGACAUCCCAACCAACAGCAUGUUGUAGCUACUGGUGGCCAAGAUGGAAUGUUGAGUAUUUGGGAUGUUAGACAAGGUACUAUGCCUGUAUCUCUGCUGAAGGCUCAUGAAGCUGAAAACAGAGUUUCACUCUUGUCCAUGCUGGAGUGUAAUGGCACCAUCUCUGCUCACCACAGCCUCAGCUUCCCAGGUUCAAGCAGUUCUCCUGCCUCAGCCUCCCCAAUGUGGGAAGUUCACUUUCACCCAUCCAACCCAGAUCAUCUGUUUACCUGCUCUGAAGAUGGAUCCCUCUGGCAUUGGGAUGCCUCCACAGAUGUACCUGAAAAGUCGUUACUCUUUCAUCAAGGAGGAAGAACCAGUACAUUUUUGUCUCAUAGCAUUAGUAACCAAGCUAAUGUUCACCAAUCUGUCAUUAGUUCCUGGCUCAGCACGGAUCCUGCAAAAGACCGAAUUGAAAUCACAAGCUUACUUCCCAGUAGGACUCUGUCUGUGAACAGUUUGGAUGUUUUAGGUCCUUGUCUUGUUUGUGGAACCGAUGCAGAAGCAAUUUAUGUUACUAGACAUCUUUUUUCGUAGAAGUACUGUAAUUUUAAGAUUUCAGGUAGAACACACAAUUAGCCUUUUGAAAUCCAACAUCUGUGCAAACUUUUAUUAUCAGAAAAUAUGAGAUUUGCAGGGGAAACAUCAAUAAACUGCCAUUAAUGUCAAUGCCCAGUUUUGGCUUUUGUUAGCCUGACACUCCCACAACAGUUGUAGAAUCCGUUGGAUGACAGAGGGCAAAAGAUUGUGAACAUGUGCAAGAAAAUCAGUGGGAUCCUGGUGCUGAUGAAUAGGUUGCCUUCAGAGUAUUAUUGACAGCUCAUGGGACUAGUUCUUUGUUUUAGAUGUGGCAAUUAACACAACAUCAGUGGUGGUUAUGGGAACCACCAAUGGGUUCCUACAAUGUUUAUCAGUAGUAUGUGGAGUAUACGCCUCCUAGUGGCAAUUGUCAAUGUUAACAAUUAUUCUUUUUAUUGCAAGUAUUUCCUAUGAUCCUUCCACACUUUAUUUCCUUAAUAAUUAUAGUAAAUGUUUUCAGAAAGAAUUGAGUAGAGCAAAAAUAACAAAGAUGUAUAGCCAUGUUCGAAUUUUUUUUUGAGACAGAUUUUUUUUUGAGACAGUCUUACUCUGUUGCCAGGCUGGAAUGCAGUGGUGCGAUCUUGGCUCACUGCAGCCUCCACCUCCCGGGUUCAAGCAAUUCUCCUGCCUCAGCCUGCUGAGUAGCUGGAACUACAGGGGUGCGCCACCACACCUAGCUAAUUUUUGUGUUUUUUAGUAGACAUGGGGUUUCACCAUGUCAGCCAGGAUGGUCUCCAUGUCUCGACCUCAUGAUCUGCUUGCCUCAACCUCCCAAAGUGCUGGGAUUACAGGUGUGAGCCACUGUACCUAUCCUGAAAUUUUUUAAAGAUGAAAAUGUUUUGACAAGUUCCUUUUUCAGAAUAGGUUUUUGAGCAGAAGUCUUUCAACUCCUUAGACCCAACUUUAUUUCUGUUGAAAAGGGAACAAACACAACAUUUUUCCUAAGGAAUUUAGCUUUUGUUUAGCUUCACGGCAUAGUUGAAAAUUGCCAAACUGGACAUCGUGUGAUAAAGUAGAAUUUCAUAUUGAUAAGCAAAUUGACUUCCAAACUAAAAUUCAAUGCUUAACAAGUGUGAUUAAUCAAAUGAUAAUAUAAUCAGAGUGAAGAAUUGUGCCAUUUUUUUCUUUUUUUUUUUUAACCUUUGUCCCCACCCCCCACCCCCCACCAGAAUUUUGCCAUUUUAAUCCUUUUGUUUUAGCCACCUAUAGUCUUAUCAGCCAUCUUUAUUCUUGUCUGCAGAGAUAAUAAUGACCUAAUGUAGUGUUUUAAGAUACUUUAAUGAUACUAUCUUUCCAAAAUUUGUUAGAUAUUAAAUGUGUUAUUGACCUGAGACCUUAAUGAUAAAUCAGUACUAUUAGACAAUUGAAGUGUUUAUUUACUUUAUAAUUCCAAUAAUCAUAAUUAUGGAAUUAUGAUAAGGUUUUGCUUUUCUGUCCUAAUAAAUAUUUUCUUUUUCUUUUUUUGAGACAGAGUUUCGCUCUUAUUGCUGGAGUGAUGAUCUCAGCUCACUGCGACCUCUGUCUCCCAGGUUCAAACAAUUCUCCUGCCUCAGCCUCUCCAGUAGCUGGGAUUACAGGUGUGCGCCACCAGACCUGGCUAAUUUUUAAUUAGUAGUAGAGAAGGGGUUUCACCAUGUUGGCCAGGGCUGGUCUGGAACUCCUGACCAUAGGUUAUCAGCCCACCUCAGCCUCCGAAAGUGCUGGGAUUAUAGGUGUGAGCCACCACACCCUGCCUAUUUUCAAUUUUUUUAAUGCCACUUUAUCUCAGGGGGUUUUGGGUUUCUGAUCUGUCUAUAGUAUUAUUGCUGGGACUAAUUUUUUAAAGACUUUUUGUUACUAAAUAACUUACAGAAAAGAAAGUUUUAAGUACUUAGAAUUUCAAACAGACAAUACUCUUCAUAUCCGUUUCUAUCCAUCAAUGUAUAUAAUUUCUUAAUAAAAUGAAAUAUACAUAUAUAUAUUAUCUUUGUGGAUGCAUGUUCCCUAGCAGUAAACACAUUUUUUCUAUUAUCAUUUUGAACUGCUAGUUAAUAUUCUAAGCUGUAGGAGUGUGUACCAUAAUUUAUUUCAAUUGGUUGCCUAUUAUUGAUUAUUUCAUGUUUCCAGCCUUUCACCGUUAUGAUUCCCACUAUAAUACCGGUUUGGUUUAAUUUGCAUUUCUUUUAAAACUUGCUUUUAUUCUUAGCUUAUAUCCUCUUCAUUUUUUGAGGUAGUUUGGCAUUUUCUUAUUUGUAACAUCUUUUUAUAUGUGGUUUUUUUUUGUUUGUUUUUUUGCCUUUGGUUGUAUGAUACAGGUAUUUUUUUAAUUUAGUUUUUAGCUUUACUUAUGGGGCUUUUUUUUAAUCUUUAUUCUGUUAAUUUUUUUUUUUUUUUUUUCCUUGAGAUAGAGUCUCACUCCCAUCGCCCAGGCUGGAGUGCAGUGGCAUGAUCAUGGUUCGCUGCAGCCUGACCUUCUGGGCUCAGAUGAUCCUCCCAUCUUAACAUCCUGAAUAGCUGGGACUAGAGGUGUGUACCACCAUGCCUAAUUUCUGUACUUUUAGUAGAGAUGGGGUUUCAUAAUUGCCCAGGCUACUUAGGGUGCUUUUCAUAGAAUUUGCAUUUCGUGUGUGGUCAAAUCAGUUGGUUUCUUAGUUUUUUAUUUUUGUUUUUUGAGACAGAGUUUUGCCCUGUCACCCAGGCUGACGUGCAAUGGCAUGAUCUUAGCUCACUGCAACUUCCACCUCCCUGGUUCAAGCAAUUCUCCUGCCUCGGCCUCCCAAGUAGCCGGGAUUACAGGCAUGUGCCACCGUGCUCAACUAAUUAUAUAUAUAUAUAUAUAUAUAUAUUUUUUUUUUUUUUUUGAGACGGAGUUUCGCUCUUGUUACCCAGGCUGGAGUGUAAUGGCAUGAUCUCGGCUCACCGCAACCUCUGCCUCCUGGGUUCAAGCAAUUCUCCUGCCUCAGCUUCCCGAGUAGCUGGGACUACAGGUACGCACCACCAUGCCCUGCUAAUUUUUUUGUAUUUUUAGUAGAGACAGGGUUUCACCAUGUUGACCAGUAUGGUCUCGAUCUCUUGACCUUGUGAUCCACCCGCCUUGGCCUCCCAAAAUGCUGGGAUUAUAGGCGUGAGCCACCGCGCCUGGCCCAAUUUUUUAUAUUUUUAGUAUAGAUGGGGUUUCACUGUGUUGGCUAGCCUGGUCUCAAACUCCUGACCUUAGGUGAUCCACCCACCUUGGCCUCCCAAAAUGCUAGGAUUCCAGAGGUGAGCCACCACACCUGGCCAAAUCAUUUGAUUUCUUUCUUAAUACUUUUUGUCCCCUGGCAUCAUGUUAUCCUGUCCUAGAGUUAUGUAAAUGUUAAUCUGUAAUUCAUUUUAUUUUGUGGUUUUUAUAUUUUGCAUGUAAUGAUUGCAUUUGGAAUUUAAUGAUUUAAUGCAUCUGAAGUUUUCUUCUUUUCACACAAGUAGAUAUUAUGUGCUUCCUGAUGUCAUACAAAAGGAGUAAAUAACACCACAUAGGAAAUUUCCUGCCCAAAAGGAACUACUUGUUUUUCAUUUUGUAGCAUUCCAGGAGUAAGUAAAAACAUACACUUGUUCAGCUCAGGGUAGGUUUUUUCCUAGCACUGAAAAGUAGACCAGGCCGGGCUCGGUGGCUCACGCCUGUAAUCACAGCACUUUGGGAGGCUGAGGCAGGCAGAUUACGAGGUCGAGAUCGAGACCAUCCUGGCCAACAUGGUGAAACCCCGUCUCUACUAAAAAUACAAAAAUUAGCUGGGCGUGGUGGUGCAUGCCUGUAGUCCCAGCUACUCAGAAGGCUGAGGCAGGAGAAUUGCUUGAACCCAGGAGUCAGAGAUUGCAGUGAGCCAAGAUUGUGCCACUGUACUCCAGCCUGGCGCCUGGCAACGGAGCAAGACUCUGUCUCAAAAAAAAAGAAAAGUAGACCAGAUAAUUCAGAUAAUUGCCAUUACCCUAAAUAUCAGUUCAAGGACUUAUCAGCCUAACUGUACUUCCCCAGUUCCUAGCAACAAAACUGAACCUGAUUUACCUGUCUGCCAGUUUACAGACACUACAGGAAACAAAAGAACAUGUUAAAUGACAACAUGGGAUGCAACUGUUGAGAAAUUCUAUAAGACAAGGUGGCUUCUUAAUAAAAACAUUGUUUUAGCAGUAAUGAAUGGCUCUGGGCCUGGAGGAGGUGUUUAUAGUUAAACACAGUAUUUUGGCAGAGAAAUAUAUACAUUCAUACCAAAUGGGAACAAUGAAAACUCAGUGGCUCACAAUGCUUCAGGACCAAUUUUCACUCUUUCUGAUUCAGUAAUAAAAACAGCCAGGCAUGGUGACUUGUGCCUGUGGUUCUAGCUACUCAGGAGGCUGAACUGGAAGGAUUGCUUGAGCCUGGGAGAUGAAGGUUGCAGUGAGCCAUGGUUGUACCAGUGCACUCCAGCCUGGGUGGCAGAGUGACACCCUGCCUCAAAAAUAAAUAAAUAAAUAAUAAUUUUUUAAAAACACCAUAACUGUGGAUUUUCCUUUGCCCUUCUAUUUCCCUUUGUACAAAUGGCUAUUAGCAUAGCCUAAAGCCUGCUGAGGCGGUGGCCCUCUCUGCCCAGUGCAGGCACCCUCAGAUCCUACUCAGCAGGCUAACAUCCUUGCUGUGAAUGGGCCUCAAACUCAUUCUCAUUCAUGGAAAAGACCCUGGCUCUUAGGUGGCACAUUUUCCAUGUAUUGUGAAUAGUAAGCCUGUUUUUGCCUCACCUCACCUUUCUUUUCUCUCUCUUUUUUUUUAAAUGGAGUCGCUCUGUCACCCAUACUGGAAUGCAGUGGCCUGAUCUCAGCUCACUGCAACUUUCACCUCCCAGGUUCAAGCAGUUCUGCCUCAGCCUCCCAAGUAUCUAGGAUUACAGACACACACCACCAUACCUGGCUAAUUUUUUUGUAAUUUUAGUAGAGACAGGGUUUCGCCAUGUAGGUCAGGCUGGUCUUGAACACCUGACCUCAAGUAGUCCAUCCACCUUGAUUUCCCAGAAUGCUGGGGUUACAGGCAAGAAUCAUCGAGCCCAGCCUCUUCUGUUUUUAUCUGUAAUGACCACUGCCGAAAACUCUGAAGUUUUCAUAUAUGUUGCUAACAUCUUCUCAAUUUCUAGCAGCCAUAUAUAAAAUUUCCGUUGAUCAUUAUAAGUGAGUAAGUGGUAGAGGCUUUAAGGCUUUCAGGGUAUUUGUAACCAUAAGAGGAAUACAUUUUAACAGUGUUACAUUUCAUGCCAAUUGACAAGUUCUGCCAAUUUUAAUAAGAAACUAAGCUAUAUGUAAUAUAACACCAUAAUUUAUGAAUCUGUUCAUUGUCACUGCCUUUAUUAAACUAUAGUUUCUUUCAAGGGUUGCAGGUUCUUAGAGGUAGAAAGUACCUUGGCGAGCAUCUCCAGCCUAAAAUUCAUGAUUCCUUCUACAGUUUUCCCAACAAAUUCCCAAAAAAGUAUCAUCUACCCUAUACUUAAAAACAUAUGGUGGCUCACGCCUGUAAUCCUAGCACUUUGGGAGGCCAAGGUGGGUGGGUCACCUGAGGUCAGGAGUUCAAGAUCAGCCUGGCCAACAUGCCAGAACCCGGUUGCUACUAAAAAUGCAAAAAUAAAGUAGCUGGGCAUGGUGGGAGGCAUCUAUAAUCUCAGCUACUCAGGAGGCUGAGGGAAGAGAAUCGCUUGAACCCAGGGGUAGAGGUUGCAGUGAGCCGAGAUCACACCACUUUACUCCAGCCUAGGCGAAAGAGUGAAACUGCAUCUCAAAAAAUAUAUGUAUAUAUAUGGUGAUAAAUAUUCCCAUUUUCCAAUGAGGCUUCACAUUUGAACAGCUCUAAUUGAUACAGCAUUAUGGCAGGAUUUUAGUGUAAGAGUGGGACCCAAAACAAUCCUGUAAAAAGGUACAGUCCUGGUGUAAUGUUAACACACUGAUCAUGUGAGCCUAUGAGAUGAGCCAAUCACCAAUUACGUUAUAUUUGAAUCUGCUCUGUGUUGGGAUCCUUUACCAUAGGGUUUCACUAAAUAAAUGAAUUUUCAUAUACUGAACUGAAA